ACGUAAUGGACGUCAGUUCUGUUGCACGUACGAUACAGAAUAACACAGAUGGAUUGCGUGUGAACGUCCAAUGUUUCCGUGCUAGGUGCGGGGGCGGUGGGACCGGUCGGCGGUCGCAGACCCGACCCGCCGACCUUACGUACCACUCACUGUACGCACCUCGGUUCUCUUGCUAAAACUGUGUGCAUCACACGAAUAGCAGAAGCAAAUUCGCGAAACAUAUAAAGUGAUUGUGAAGGACAAUAUUGAAUAGAUGCAUCGUAUUCUAGCAUCAAGAAAGUGCAUUCGGGACGUUUGGGAACAUGCUGGAGUGCGCUGGGCGCCAAGGAGGAGGGCGAGAGCAGCGGGUGUGUCGAUAGCAUGGCGGAGGUGUCGGUCCCUCGUAGCCCACGGCACCUCCACAAGCGGCGACGCCUCACUAGCCUGCUAGACAAACUUGCUGUUCAAAUGCGCAAUAACAACCACUAUCCGCCUCCCCGCUGGCUAAUGCUGGACCAGUCGUGGCACGUGCCGGCUAAAGCGCCAGAGGACGUUCCUCUGGACCUCUCCAUCAAGUCAGAACCUCCACCACCAUUACCAAAGAGAGAGCCGACAUAUUCCUGCAAUGCUUGCGGCCAGACUUUCACAGUUCACGACCGGCUCGCCAAACACGUCGCAUCACGGCAUCGAAACAGAACUCCAGAAGCUGCUAGAGCAUAUGAAUGUGAAAUUUGCGGUAGGCGAUUUGCUCGGUCGGACAUGCUGACGCGGCACGCUCGCCUACAUAGCGGCGUGAAGCCCUACGCUUGCUCGGCUUGCGGUCAAGUGUUCUCGCGCUCUGACCAUCUGGCAACACAUCAACGGACCCAUACAGGCGAGAAGCCUUACCGUUGCCCGUCAUGUCCUUAUGCUGCGUGUCGGCGAGACAUGAUCACUCGCCACAUGAGGACUCACACACGGCGGCCGCAGCCAACUACGAUCACGUGCCAUCAAGCAGAAGAGCCAAAAGUUUUUUCAAGUUGUUAAGUGCGUUCUUUGACUAUUCGUUAAACUAAGGUUCGUUUAAUUUAUUUUUCACUAACUUAUCCAUUUCAAAAGUGGAGACUGAUUUUUCAUUCCAAAGUUAUGUAAAAUUAUCAGUGUUUAUUAUUAACUUUAAAUAUUGUAAUCUUAGAAUCUACCGCGGAUGGAGUGUUCGCACGCGGGAGAUUGGCACGCUCAUGUACUCACGCAACUGCGAGCCUCUCAGCUCAGGUAGUGAUUGGUUUCUUAGGUGAGGGUGGACAUAUCACAUUGCACAUUUGCAUUUCACCUGAAUCAGAUAUUUGAAAUUUCCUAUUGGCGCAGCGAACUGUUUUUCUGCUAAGCGCAAUGCGAUGUGUCAACUUCCUAAACGUUGUUGUAUUUUUUUUGUUUUCUUCAUUAUAGAUGGUGGUGUGUUAUACUUAUAAUUAUGCUUAUCUAGUACCUAAUAUAGAGUUGUCUUUUUAACUUGUUAUAGUGCACAACUGUUAUGUGCCAUUUUUUUACGUUAUUUGUAAUUUGACAUGCUGCUUAUAAUAUCUGUACCUAAGCACACCCACCCAUUGGGCAAGUCGGCUUACUAGCAUUUCAUACUUUAAGAAGACUUCCCAAACCUCCACAUAGAAUUAGUUUGUAGUUUUUGUUAAUUACCUUGUUUUCAUUUAUAAGCAUAUUUCAGAAAAGUUUGUUUUUGAUUAGAAUAAGCUGAAGACCUAUUUGGAGUCUUGAGAAAAGAUUAAGUAAACAGUUAGUUAUUGUUUAAAUAAAAGCGGAACUGUGUAUUGAUUCUGAUUAGACUUUAAAUUAUGUAUGUACUUAGUAUUCAUUAGUAUAUUUGUUAACAAUUAAUUACUAACUUAAUGAUGUAAUUGAUAUUGGCUUACUUAUUAGGGGAAGCAAUUUACCUUCUUAAAGGAUUCUCUUUUUAUUUAACUAUUAUGUUUAAUCAUUCAAUGAUUCAUCUUCUGAUUAUAUAUUAAGUUGGUAAAAGUCUUCAAAAGAAUUUUUACUUUAUAUACUUAGUUGUUACUUACCUUUGGUAAAGUCUGAAAUCUAACAAUAGUGUAUUUCUAUUUCAUAAGUACCUACGUAUAAUUGUGCCAAAAUACUCUAAGUAUUUAUUAAAGUAAAAUUAGACUUUAGUCUUAGCUGAUAAGGAAGAAAAUUUGUAAAAGAUUGGCACUCUUAUAGUUUGUAAUAAUAAUCAACACUAAUAUAUCCUUUCGUACUUAGUACCUGUAUUGAUUUGAAUAUUGUAUUAAUGUAAACGUAAUACAUCGUAUGUAAUUGUACUCACAUAUAUUUUAUACUGUGUUUGGAACAGGUUGUGAAAUAUUAGAGAGAUAUGGAAUGAUAUAGUAUUGAAAGAUCAAUUCUGUAUAGGAAUGGUGACAGUAACAAUAGAGCAAGGAAAAAAAGUUAUGAUAAUAAUACAAAAUUACUUACCUUUAUUAACUUUUUUAUUAUUCUGCCAAGUAGUGUUAAGCUACCUUAGGGUAGUAACUAUACUACUAAAUUUGCGCUUGUUAUGAGAUAUUUUAAGUAAUAAUAUGAGUGGCGUAUAGAAGUGACGUCAUGAUACUUGGUCUUAUACUUAAAUGAGCACACUUCCACAAGGUCUUACAUGAAAUUUAAAUUUCACAUUCAAAUUAAAUUAAAAAGUAGCAAAGUUUUACAAGUAUUUAACAAGAAUACAUAUUUUUGUUGAAUUCUCGUGAAAUUUAAGUGUAUUAAUUCUAGUGUAAUAAUAUGUAUUAAAAUGUUAUUCAUCAUGUGUAUAUAUUGGUGGUAUUUAAUUAAUUUUGAGUUGAUAUACAUAUGUCAAUCUUUCUCUGGAGUUUGCUCACGUUAUAUUUUGUAUAUAAUCUGAUUUAUUAUAUCCAAAUAUAGUUUCAACUGCUCUAUAUAAUUAUAUCUUCUUUUGACAUGUCGAUUAAACAAAUAUGAUGUGUAAACUUGUCUCUAAAAUUUGUAAAUUUGAAAGAUAGCUAAGUAAGUUUUCUAAAUAAAUAAGAUCUACUGUGUAUACCUAAACAUUUAAGAAUCCCUGAUACAAGGGCUUAGAUAAGAUGCCGCCAUGAUCGGUAAACCGACAUUAAUACGUAACUAAUAGUAUUGUUAGUUAAUUUAUUUAUAUUGCUGGGAGGAAAUAUAGGUAAAUUACAACCGAAAUUCAAUUACCUAUUUUUUUUUUAAUUUGUUUGAGUGACAUUACUAUAUAGCAUGUUACAUAGAAACAUUUAGGUAUUACGUACAGUAUUUUUUUAAUAGAAUUACAGUAUGUCUUAUCAAUUAUGUCUACAUUGAUAGUUACUGAGCCGAUACUAACCUGAACAAAAGUUUUUUUAAGAGGCAUGUAUUAAAUACUAUAAUUAUAUCUGAAUGAUCCAUAGUCAUUAUUAUAUUAUGUCAGGUAGAGUACCGCUUUAACCAUUUCCUCUUUGUAUUAUUAAGAAAUUCCCUUGCUAAAUCUUAUUAUUCUAGCUAGGGGAGCAUGUAUGAUCUGUAGUAACAUUCCUAUUCUUUAAUAAAAAAUAAAUAUGGUGUUUUGAAGUAGAUUGUUAUGGUAGUAUAAGAUAUAAGUAAAUAACCUUAAGGUUUUAAAUUAUUAUUACAUAUUACUACUGAGAAAUCAAUAAAUUAAAGGA
Achroia grisella is the source of this 3650-nucleotide messenger RNA. RefSeq names its product zinc finger and SCAN domain-containing protein 22-like. The coding region runs from base 361 to 1005 and encodes 214 amino acids. Gene Ontology annotation, molecular function: RNA polymerase II cis-regulatory region sequence-specific DNA binding; DNA-binding transcription factor activity. The transcript is spliced from 2 exons. The record is from RefSeq and is a predicted model, not a curated record. NCBI's taxonomy places the organism in Eukaryota, Metazoa, Arthropoda, Insecta, Lepidoptera, Pyralidae. Gene Ontology annotation, biological process: regulation of transcription by RNA polymerase II.